GAGGAUGCACUCGACGUCAGACAUCGGAAUCGAGUGCAGAGCGACCUGCUUAUCAGAUCAAUGCUGCCUGUCGCGCAUUCUUGAGCUUGGUAGCUUAGCUGGCUAGCUGUUUCUGGGAUAGGGUAUUUGUUUUCUAAUUUCGCCGGGCGCUCAAAGUGGCUCGUCGCAGCUCAUUAUACGGUGGGAUUAUUUAUCGCCCAGCGCGCAGUGAAAUAAGCGAAAACAGCGAGAAUGUUGGUCCCAUGUGGAAGAUGAUGAAGAGGCGGUUGGGCGCUGUGCUACUGUGCCUGAUUGUAGUUUGUGUAUGUGGGUGCAGUGACGGUGAUGUCCCUUGUCCAGAAGAGGUCCCCCAUGUGCCGGGGCCAUCUCCGCAGGCCGGCGGCUCGCCGGUGGAGUCAUGGGACAGGCUGGAUGAUAAGGUGGACACAGCCCAGGGCGCGGAUGCGCGCUCAUCCUAUGAGGUGGGGCUGGCUACGGAGCGCCGUGCGGCCCUAGGGGAGGCGCUGUUGCAGGAUUCCUCACACAAGGACCAGGUUGUUGAUUCUGAGGAACCAGCCACAGACGACAAAACGGAACAAAUUCUGGACCCUGAGGGGAUCCCGGUGCUCGGACCCGAUGCUGCCCCAGAGGGGGCUCCUGCCUCUGCCGCCGACAUGGCUGAAGACCACUGGGAUGCCUCUGGGAGGCUGUCCUCGCAAGCCCUCCCUGCGACUCCCGCUAGCCUAUCAGAGGGUCCCCCUGGUGAUGCUCUGGCGGCUGGCCUGUCUGACUCCGAGCAGCCAGCCUCGGACUGCGAGCCGGGGGAGCCGCCUCUGUUUGAUGACGGGCUGCCCAGCCUUCCCGUGGGUCACACGGAGAAUGCCUCUAGUGGCCACAGGAUGGUGAGGCAGACUAAAGCCGACGUGGGUGGCUUGCUGGGGCCUGCGGACGAGCAAGCGACAGGGCUGGACCUCAGUGAGAACACGUCCCAUAUAAUGAGGGACCAGGCCGUCGACACUCCCAGUGGCAAGGAGGACCCAUCCAUCCCUGGCAAAGACCAUGGUGACAUCCCCACCUUUGAUGAGUGGAAGAAGAAGAUGAUGGAGAAGGAGAAAAGCCAGUCUGCCCACUCAUCAUCCUCCAAUGGCAGCCCUGUCGUCAUGAAGAAGGUGCAGAACUUUAAUAACUAUGCAUCGGUGGAAUGUGGAGCCAAAGUCCUGGCAGCGAACACUGAGGCCAAGAGCACCUCAGCGAUUCUCAUGGAGAACAUGGACCUCUACAUGCUCAACCCCUGCAGCAACAAGAUCUGGUUUGUCAUAGAGCUGUGCGAACCCAUCCAGGUGAAGCAGCUGGACAUCGCCAACUUUGAGCUGUUCUCUUCCACGCCCAAGGACUUCCUGGUGUCCAUCAGCGACCGGUAUCCGACCAACAAGUGGAUGAAGCUGGGCACCUUCCACGCCCAGGACAAACGCACGGUGCAGAGCUUCCCGCUGGACGAGCAGCUCUACGCCAAAUACGUCAAGACGUUCAUCAAGUACAUCAAGGUGGAACUGCUGUCCCAUUUUGGGUCUGAACAUUUCUGCCCCCUCAGCCUGAUCAGGGUGUUUGGGACCAGCAUGGUAGAGGAAUACGAGGAGAUCUCCGAGUUGCAGUUCCCCUCCGACCGAACCGAGGAUCUGGAUGAGGAUUAUGAUUUCCUUCCCGGCUACGUACCCGCUGAUGACAAAUCCUCCAAGAACCUGAUCGACUCUGCCACGGAUGCCAUCCUGAAUAUGGUGAACAACCUUGCGGUCAACGUGUUGGGGGGCAGUGCCACUCAGGACGGAAACGUGUCUGCGGAGGCUGCGAAUGUGACUGAUGAUUCCUCUGUGACAGAGACCCUGCUUAGCCUCCCCCCCACCUCCGUCCCAGAGAAUGAGACAGUGGAUCCGGACUUGCCGGAUCUUCCUGAGGAUCCAGGGCCCCCCGUGCCAGAAGAGAGUCCGAUUGUGGUCCUUGUGGAGGAUGAGGAGGACGAGGAAGAAUCUGACCGGGUAACUGUGACUGCAGUGGAGCCUGAUGACCAGGAGGGGGAGCCCUUGACCUCAGGGGGGCCUGAUCCCAGGCAGCUGGAGAGCAACGCCCUCUGCAAGGAGCUCUCUGGGAUCUCCUGCCGUGCCACCUUUCUGGAGUACCUCCGCCUGUGGUGCUCCGUCACUCUGGGCCGGCGACGUAGGCGUCAGGGUGACAUCCACACCCCACUGACUCAACAUCUGGACCACACCGUGCAGCCACUUCCUGAGGAAGAAGCCACCUCCACCCUUGAGGAGAUUCCCGGGCAGACGGAGGUCCCCCACAGCCCUACUCAUAUGGCCGAGACUCCAGCCCUGGAGCCCAGCCAGUCCCCGUCUCCUCUGCUACAAGGCUUCAUCACUACAACCGGGACCAUCGGCACAUCUUCGGUUGAGAUGCCUAUGUCCUCAAGCCAGGAGCUCCUGGAGAAGGGGACUAUGUCCUUGAGGGGAGGUGCUCAGGAGCAGCAGGAGAGCUGGACUCUUGACACCAGCAGUGAGGUCAGUGUCUCCAUCCGCAGCUUCUCAGAGGACCCCAGGGCUGACACUGAGCACCGAGGCACCACCACACCCACUCAAGUCCUCCCUCCUGAGACCCCCCUGGCCACGGAGGUGCCAGCUCCUCCAGGAGAUCCAGAGGGAGGCCAGGCUGUGCCUGGGGAGGCCCAGAAAGAGGCAGACUCUGCAGAGUCCCCGGAGCCGCCUCAGAUGCUCCCAGACAAACAGGAAGAGUCCCUGGAGGACCUCCUCAGUGUUACCUCCAGCAAUGGGCAGGUCCACCGGACCGCCACAGACUUUUAUGCUGAGCAGAACUUCUCCGAUCUGGCCAAUGGGAACCAUGUGCAUGGAUCCAACCAGAAGGAGUCUGUCUUCAUGAGGCUGAGCAACCGCAUUAAAGCCUUGGAGAUGAACAUGUCCCUCAGCGGACGCUACCUGGAGGAACUCAGCCAGAGGUAUAAGAAGCAGAUGGACGACAUGCAGAAAGCCUUCAACACCACCAUCAUCAAACUUCAGAAUACCUCAAAAAUGGCGGAGGAGCAGGACCACAAGCAGACCGAGUCCAUCCAGCUUCUGCAGGUCCAGGUGCACAACAUCAGCGAGCUGCUCUUCAACCUGUCAGCCACGGUGCACAGCCUGCAGAGAGAGGCCUCCAGCCGACAGACCUACCUGCUGCUCAGCCUGCUCCUCUGCAUCUCCCUUGGGGUGCUGCUCUGCAUCCAGUGCUGUAGAGUCAUUGCUCCUCCGUUCCCAGAGCCUGACAGCAACGGCAUCUACUGGAGCCCUAAGAGGUGUUUCUCCUCAUAUGAUGACAUGAGCCUGUUGCGGAAGGUCCCCCGUCCCCUGGUGAGGUCCCGGUCGCUCCAGUUUUCCCCAGUUCCAGCUGACACAGAGCCUCUCAAGCGCCCUCCUGAGCACAGAAAGAAGAAGCUCCACACCACAAAGGCAGAGGGGGUGGAGACACUGCGGCCAUUGGUCCCAGCCUCCGCGCUGCCCAAUGGGGCUGCGCACUACAGCAGACUUCCGCGCGGCUUAAUGCGCGCCCCGGGGGUAGUGGACCCGACCUCCGAGGGCUCCUCCGAGGGAUCCUCCCACUCUGAGGAGUCCUACUUCUGCGGAAUCUCGGCCUCAGCCUGCAGCCGCCUCUGCAGUGGGCAGCCUCCCAUCAGGGGCAAGCCCGAGAGGCGGGGCUACAGACGGAGGCGCUCUAGACUGGCCGACACCUUGGCCACACCUCCAGGCGCACAGAGGGGGGGCCUUGCUGGCUUCCGGGUGCCGGCCCUUUCGGGACCUGUUUGACAGACUUCACACUCCCCUGUCUGAGCUGCAGAGAUGUGACUGGACAGAAUGGGGAGCGUACCAAUACCAGGGGAGAAGAGGGGUGGACUGAGACGUCCACCUUCAACAAUCCCUCUUGCUUUAUGUGCCUUCUCCUUCAGACCUCCCCAUCUCUUUUCCCCUCCUCCCAGACCAACAGCCCAAUCGAAUCUGGGCUUUAACCCCAGAACGUUCUUCUCACUCGCCUGUCCCCUCUCUCAUUUUAAAAAUGAACACCAUCCACUGCACUUGACAACAAAUAACUUGUCAUAACCCCCCCCCAUGGUAUAAUACCCACCUCACAACAACAGGCUUGCAGUAGUUUUAUGACAUUGCUGGGAACUCCCCCCCCCCCCCCCCCCCCCCAAAAGAAAAAGAAAACUAGUUCCCCCACAACAUGCAGACUUGUGCAAACGCAGCAUUUUGAAUCCACCUCUAGUUGUGGUGCUCGAGCCUCUAACUCAGGGGUCUCCAAUCUUACCUGCAAAGGGUCAGUGUGUGUGCAGGUUUCUGGGAUAACCUGUAGGUCAGCUGUUCAAACCCAGGUGUGAGGAAUUUUCAGCCAGUAGGGAGUUGCAGUGAAACCCCACAUACACAGCGGCCCUUUCUGGAUAACAUUACCCACCCCUGCUCUAACUGCUAACUGACAUCCCCAUGCAGGGGCCUUUUUUUUUUUUGCUUCAAUGGCUCCCCCUUGUGUCAGAAGUUAGAAGCACCACAGGAAAAAUGCCGUUUACUGACAAAGUAUGCAAAUAUGAAGUAAAUUCUCUAAGAUGCAUGUAUAAAAAGGCAUUGAUUGCAGCCAGCUACGCUUAUCUCAGGACGACAUUGUACAUCUCAGUGGCUGCAUGAAGCAGUUCAGUAAUAAUGCAAAUCAUUACGUUUGUGUUUGUUGGGUGUCUAGUGGAACGGGUAUUUAACUGCAAAAAUGCUUAAUUUCAACCAGUUUCAUUUUUUCCCCUAAACCCAGCCUUUAAAUCCACUUUCCCAUGAAUCUUCCGCGAAUCACCUGUACAUCAGGCGCAAACUGAGCUGGAUCUCUGGUCUGUGCUUUACGGGGUUUGGAGUCCAUUCAGAUUUAUUUAUAUUUUAAAUCGUUUCUGUAAACUCUGACAUUCCAAGCAGAUCGAAUAACCUGCAGAAGUCGCUCAUUGCUGGAGAAUCUCUCUUUCCUUACCAUGGAUUUAUGACUGAACAUCCAGGUCGACACUGUAGUUUCCCCCAUUGUCAGUCUCUGUGCGGCUCAUUCCAGUCUGUCAUCUUCACAAAAAUUCCCCUGUCAUUCUA
Brienomyrus brachyistius is the source of this 5132-nucleotide messenger RNA. Its product is annotated as SUN domain-containing ossification factor-like. The record is from RefSeq and is a predicted model, not a curated record. The coding region runs from base 243 to 3827 and encodes 1194 amino acids. Lineage: Eukaryota; Metazoa; Chordata; Actinopteri; Osteoglossiformes; Mormyridae. Gene Ontology annotation, cellular component: cytoplasm; membrane. Gene Ontology annotation, biological process: protein folding in endoplasmic reticulum; regulation of bone remodeling. The transcript is spliced from 24 exons.